Penicillium coprophilum is the source of this 1425-nucleotide messenger RNA. RefSeq lists its product as uncharacterized. The transcript is spliced from 2 exons. NCBI's taxonomy places the organism in Eukaryota, Fungi, Ascomycota, Eurotiomycetes, Eurotiales, Aspergillaceae. Bases 1 to 1425 code for a protein of 474 amino acids. The record is from RefSeq and is a predicted model, not a curated record.
AUGCGGGGCGCUCCAAUCGUUCUGCUCUAUGCCGCUACCUUGGCCUCCGGCAUGGUCAUUACUCCCAGACUUGCUGGUGAGGCUCACAUUGCUGUCCGCGGUGGUGGUGAAGAUCACGACGGCGGUCCUUGGUGGGGCGGUGACCACGGUGACCAUGGAGAUCACGGCGACGGUGGUCAUGGCGAUGGUGGUCACGGCGAUGGUGGUCACGGCGAUGGUGGUCACGGCGAUGGUGGUGGUCACGGCGACGGUGGUCAUGGCGAUGGUGGUCACGGCGGUGGUGGCCCCCCAGCAGAGACCACUCCGUGCGAAACCGAGACUCCUCCGCCUGUCGAGACCUCCACUCCAUGCGAGACCGACACGCCUACAAUUCCCCCAGUUGUGACAUCUACUACUCCCCCGGUUGUAGCACCUACCUCAACCCCAUGUGAAACUGAGACUCCUCCGCCCGUCGAGACCUCCACUCCAUGCGAGACCGACACGCCUACAAUUCCCCCAAUUGUAACGCCUACUACUACCCCAGUUGUGCCACCGUCCUCGACUCCUUGCGAGACUGACACUCCCACUGCUUCUCCCCCUCCUCCCGCCAGCUCGACUCCUUGCGAGACUGACACUCCCACUGCUUCUCCUCCUCCUGCCAGUUCGACUCCUUGCGAGACUGACACUCCCACUGCUUCUCCCCCUCCUCCCGCCAGCUCGACUCCUUGCGAGACUGACACUCCUACGGUGCCUCCUCCUGCUACUACUACGCCUAGCAAAACCGAGACUCCUAUCACGCCUCCUCCCGCUUCUACCACUCCUUGUGAGACUGAGACCCCCACUGGUCCUCCUCCGGUUGUCGUGAUAACUACCACUUACACCACUACCACCUGUCCAGUGACCUGGAGCACCAUCACAAGCGGCUCCACAACCUACACUCACCCCGUGACUCAGACUAGCACGAUCACCGUGACGUCUGUUUCCUCCUGCACUGAGAGAUGCACCCAGCCCACAGUCUCUCCCACCAAGUUCACGAUUCUCCCUAUUGAAACAACAUCUGUCGAGGUGCUUCCACACCCCAGUGUUCCAGCUACUGAGCCCUCAACCCCUCCCACCAAGACUACAAUCCCCCCUGCUAUUGAGACAACUUCUGUCGAGGUGCUUCCACACCCCAGUGUUCCAGCCACUGAGUCCUCAGCCCCUCCGGAAGAGCAUACCACCCCCCCUGUUGUUUCCACAACUGCUGUUGUGGUGCCUCCUUCGGCUACUGAGCCCAGUGUUCCAGCUACUGAGCCUACUGCCCCGGCACAGUCGAGCCCUAUCACUUCCUCCACCGAAGCUCCCCCUGCUGCCUCCUCGCCUGGUUUCAACAGCGCUCCAUCUCUCCAGAGGUCAGCAGCUACGGUCUUCAUUCCUGGCUUGGCUCUUCUAUUUGCCCUGCUCUAA